Molecule: messenger RNA, 2269 nt
Organism: Linum tenue
Lineage: Eukaryota; Viridiplantae; Streptophyta; Magnoliopsida; Malpighiales; Linaceae
Source: the annotation of a GenBank genome assembly
AGUGGGUGAAUCUCAUCAUCAUCCUCAUGACAGAAGUAAAUCCAGAAGAGGUCCUUGCUUGCUUGAGAAAAGGGGAUCACAGUCUGACUGUUGAUUGAUUGACUGACUAUUUACUGGUAAUUUUUAUUAACUGUGUCUACUUACUACUUUAAAGGUAGCUUCUUUUUUAAUAUUUAGAAAGAAAACCAGUAAUAAACCCACACACAGAAAACAAGAGGAUUCCUUCUUCAUAUAUAGAGAAGCAUAACUACAGAAUCAUCAUCUUCCCUUCCACCUCCUUCCUCUUUCUCUCUCCCCUCUUCACUCUAAUAAAAGCCUCCAUCCAUCCAUCCACCCCCCUCUCUUUCCAUCACAAAAUCUACUGUGAAAGAGAAGUUAAUAAUAAUUCUUCUCCAAGGAAAUUGAUAAGGUAUAUAAGCUGUCUAUAUCAACCCUUCCUCCCCAAAAUACACUUCCUUCUCUAUUUCCCUCUCUCCCUUUCUCUUUCAGUUUUUCAUCAUAUUCCACCUUUCUUGUGGGCAAGCUAUCAUUCUUCAACCUCCUCACACAGCAAGAAAAACAGACUGCUAUGAUCACUGCCUAUGAGAUUUGUGGCAGCAACCCAAGUACUACAAGGAGCAUAAUUUGUACAUAGCAAGAGAAAGUCCAUGACUUGCAAUGGGAUGGCUUUCUUCCAAACAAACUUCAUGCUCCAAACCCAUCAUGAUGAGGAAGAAGAAGAUCACCAUCACCAGCCUCCAACUUCUCUCAACCCAAUUCUCCCUUCCUGCACACCACAGGACUUCCAUGGGAUGGCAUCAUUCCUAGGGAAGAGAUCCAUGUCAUGUUCAGGGAUUGGAGAUCAUGAAUUGGAAGGUGGGAACAAUGGUGGGGAUCAGCUGGAUGAGCUAUCAGAUGAUGGAUCACAGGCAGGAGAGAAGAAGAGGAGGCUGAACAUGGAACAAGUGAAGACAUUGGAGAAGAACUUUGAGUUGGGGAACAAGCUUGAACCAGAGAGGAAAAUGCAGCUGGCUAGAGCUCUUGGGCUGCAGCCUAGGCAGAUUGCUAUCUGGUUCCAGAACAGGAGAGCCAGGUGGAAGACCAAGCAGCUUGAGAAAGACUAUGAUGUCCUGAAGAGACAGUUUGAAGCUGUCAAAGCUGAUAAUGAUACCCUUCAAGCCCACAACCAGAAGCUUCAUGCUGAGAUAAUGGCACUGAAAAGCAGGGGACCAACACAUGAAGCAAUCAACCUGAACAAAGAGACUGAAGGGUCAUGCAGCAACAGAAGUGAAAGCAGCUCGGAUAUCAAGCUAGACAUCUCAAGGACACCAGCAGCCAUUGACAGUCCUCUAUCAUCUCAACAUCCAACUCCAACCACAACAACAAGCAGUGGCAGGCCAUUCUUCCCAACUACAUCAUCAUCUCAUCAUCAUCAACAACAGCAACAACAUAAUGUUAGGCCUCCAGCAGCUCCUCCAUCUGGGCUGGUACAGCAGCUUUUCCACAACAACAGCACUUCACCUUCGACAAGGCCGCCAGACCAUCAUAAUCAGCACCACCAUCCUCAAUUGGGGCUCCAGUGUCAGAAGAACAUUGAGCAGAUUGUGAAGGAAGAAACCCUCACCACCAUGUUCUGUGGCAUGGAUGAUCAGUCUGGGUUCUGGCCAUGGCUUGAGCACCAACAGUUCAAUUGAAAUCAAAUAAUCAUGAUCAUGGUGGUUGAUGGUGAUAAGCAAAGAGUGCUUAGUAACAAGUGGUGCCAAGAAUGCAGAGGAAUUGAUUAUACAACCAGCCAUGGCAACUUCUUACAUACAAGUUUUACCAUCAACCACCUCCUCCUCCCCACAACCAUAUGCAGAAGGGGGAAAAAAAAGUUUGGUAAUUUAAUAUUUUUCCCCAAGUGUUUUUUUUUUAUGUUUAAUUAUAAAAAGAAAGAUUCCCCUUCCAUGUGUUGUUGGUGCUUAAUUAGAUUGGUGCAUAUAAACAAGUAGGAGGUUAAGGAGGUGAUGAUGAAGAUGGUGCUCUUAAGUAUUAAGUGACAGUGUCUUUUCAUUUCUUUUCUUCUUUCCAUUGAAUGAGAGGGAAAUAAAAAAAGGGGUUUGUGUCCUUUUUUUUUAGUUACAGUUUUCACAUACCAUAUGUCCUCAGCUUUUUUGUUCAUUUCUCUGUAGUUUGUUCAUUCUUAUCAUCAAUCUUUCUUCUGGGUUAAUUUUUUCUUUUUUUUUAAUUUGUUUGAGUAUAUGAUCAUUGACAAUCAAAAAAUACAUAUAUUUCUUUUAUUGAUUAACUA